This is a messenger RNA of Porites evermanni, 1354 nucleotides long. NCBI's taxonomy places the organism in Eukaryota, Metazoa, Cnidaria, Anthozoa, Scleractinia, Poritidae. The record is from the annotation of a GenBank genome assembly.
GGUAAUCAACUGCAAGACAUUCCAUGGUCUAUUAUUUACCUGCGGCAACUCAAGGAGCUCGAUGUUUCCUUCAAUGCUUUGGUAGGUGCUGGUUUUAUACAAUUUUGAGAUUGUUUUAUUCAGCCUACACAAUAUUAUUAAUUCACAGCAGCUGAUCACAUGUGGCUUGAUAUAUAUUGGAGAAAAGAUAUUAUCUGUACCACAUUGUUGUAAGUGUAUAAUAGGCUCAUUUAUUACUUAUUUCACGAUACUAAGUCACUUUUGGCAAAUUCUUUUUGCUAAAAUGUGGAAAAGGCCAAGGCUUAAUUUAAAUGGAAAUGAAAUACUGUAUACAAUUUUGUGUAGACAGUAACACAACCACAUACCGUUAUUGGUUAUGGUACUUGUUAACCACCUUUUAAAAGUUCCCGGAAAUUCAAGCACGCAGUUAAUUUGUGUUCUCAAAGAACUGUCCAUCCAUCAGUGAAAAAUUGAUCAUUAAUUCUUUUUGUUUUCUUGUACAUUAGCAUGUUCAUAUUUUGUUGGCUAAAUAAUAAUUGUCCAUUUAUUUCUAUGUAAAAAAAAUAUUUUCAAUUAUAUUCUAUGUGUUUAUGUUACUCUUUAAUUUGCUUAUUCACUAUGAGCUGUUAGCUGUUAUUGUUUCCCCUUAUUAUUAUAUUUAUCAAUUUUUAUUUUAUUAGAGUGUUCUUCCAAGAAUUGUGUGCUAUGUUCCAACCUUGCAAGUUCUAUCAUUUCGGUAAGAAGACUAAAACUUUGCCACAGAAAUAUAUUGUUCCUCAAAGAAUAAAGAAUCAAGAGCAAUAUUAAAUUAAGUGACUGUGCUUUAUUCAAGAGAGUGCUUCUUUUUUCAAGUGUAAGCUGUUUAGUUUUGAAAGCCAUAAAAUUCAUCUGUUAGCCCUUUUGGGCGCCUUCACAGACCCAAAUGACAGAUUUUCCUACCCUGUCAUAUCCUUCAACGGUAAAAUCCCCACCCUUUCAUAUACCUGAAGUCUAAAAAUGGUACCCCUUUCAGGUGGAGCGUCCCUGUAUAGGCCAUUAUGGAGAGUACCCCCUGGGCGUGGCAUGCAUCACAAUGGCUGGGGCAUAUAAAGUCUCUAUUUUCUUAGUGCUCUAGAGUACUUUUAAAAGUACGUAUAAGUUCAUGGUGAAGAAAAUAUUCCAAGAGGACUAAUACUAACCCUCCAUCCUCUCUCUUUUUUUCUUUUUCUUCAGAAACAACUUUAUCACCUAUUUACCAACAGAGCUGCUUAAUUUACCCAAUCUUAAGACUUUAGGGGUGCAAGAUAAUCCCUUGGUUUCGCCUCCUCCAGCAAUCGCAGAGAGAGGAAGAGAAUCCAUUUUAGCUUACCUUAGA